AUGAUACGCUCAAUUGUUAAGCUACCUCAAAUGAUCUCCACCAGUAAACCUAUGAGCUCGAAACUUGAGGAGAUAAAGCAUGAGAUUAAAAGUUGGGAAUACAAAUUCAAAGCUGAAAAUGAUAGGCUACCGCUGAAACAGGAUGUCAACAGCAUCCCAGAAAUAAAGAAAUUGUAUGCAUUAUACAAGUCAUACAAAACUGGAAAGCCGGUCAAAAUGGAAAAACGUGAAAAAUCAUAUAAGCCUGAAAAGACUUACAAGUCUGAUACAUACAGUAGUCCGCUGGUGUCUAAAAACAGAUCUGAAACCACGGACGUGGUUCCUCCCACUCCAAAGGGGGAGUUAGGUCCCACUCCUCAAGCCAAUGGAAGAGUGCUCUCCAUUUUUGAUUUUAGCUUGACUCCCCCCGAAUCUUCACCUUUGAAACAGAAAUCGGAAAAAUCUGCUCAUAAUGGCACCAUUAAAACUGAUCAAUUUUCGCAGUCAUCUGGGUUGGACUUGUUGGUUACUCCAACCAAAGCAAACAAGUUCUCUCCAUUUGCUUCAACGCAGAGAAAAAAUUCAAAUUUGGAGAGCGAAGCUACACCUUUAGGAGCUGCCCGGAAAUUAAAUUUUGCUGCAGUUAUGGACGUACAAACUCCGAAUUAUAUGAAGCAAAAAACUCAAACUCCUACAUUCUCCAGAAUUAUGCCUUUACCAGAUUUCCUGGUUUCACCUUCUCCAUUAAAAUCUCAGCGGAUGAUGAGAAAGUUGACAGAGGUUUAUAAGACCUCUUUGGAAAGUAUAGAUGCCGAUCCUGAGCUUGCAUCGGAGUUUAAUACUGCUGAAAUGGAGAUUAAUGAUGGAAUGAUAGAGAAAGAGGAAAACGGAGGGGAAGCGAUCUCUGUUGAAAACCGUGGAAUGCGUAAACAAAAGACCCAAAAGAGACUGACACGAAGAGUCAAAAUGGCACCAAGAUUAGAAAACGAAGGACAGACGUUAGAUACUGUUAACAUACAGGAUAGGAUACAGCUGAUGGAAGAACAGGAAAGGACGUCCUUGAUGGCAUAUAUGAACUCCGAAAGUGAAGACGACGACGACGAUGAUGAUGAUGAUGAUGAUAGUGACAAUGAAAAAGAAGGAGAAGGGAAAAGGAAUAGAGGAAAUAAUGGCAAUGGAGUGCAACAAAGUCCAAUAAAAAGAACGCGAAAACCAGUUACCGCAAAUUACAAGCGUCUAAAGAUUAAUGAUCCAAGAUCGCGAAAGUUUAAGCAGCGUAUGAGAAGGAGAUGA
Lodderomyces elongisporus is the source of this 1272-nucleotide messenger RNA. RefSeq lists its product as uncharacterized. The transcript has 2 exons. Bases 1 to 1272 code for a protein of 423 amino acids. Gene Ontology annotation, cellular component: DNA replication preinitiation complex. NCBI's taxonomy places the organism in Eukaryota, Fungi, Ascomycota, Pichiomycetes, Serinales, Debaryomycetaceae. Gene Ontology annotation, molecular function: single-stranded DNA binding; DNA replication origin binding. Gene Ontology annotation, biological process: DNA replication; DNA replication initiation; double-strand break repair via break-induced replication. The record is from RefSeq and is a predicted model, not a curated record.